Microthlaspi erraticum is the source of this 750-nucleotide messenger RNA. Lineage: Eukaryota; Viridiplantae; Streptophyta; Magnoliopsida; Brassicales; Brassicaceae. The record is from the annotation of a GenBank genome assembly.
AUGGCUGAUGCAAUAAUCGAGAUGCCUGUGAACGAUGAGCAAGAGCUAGCACCCUUUGAUCCAACCAAAAAGAAGAAGAAGAAGAAGGUUGUUGCCGCCGAGAACUCAACAGGGCCACGGACUGAGAAUUUCGAUUCAAAUUCAACGCCAGCAAUUAAUGAUGGUCUUGAAAGUUCAUUGGCUGAAACUAGCUCGCUAAAGGACGCAAGUGUUGAAGCUGUCGUAGAUGGUGGGGAAGAGGAGGAGAAGAAGCAACGUUAUCCUUGGGAAGGAAGUGAUAGAGAUUACUCUUAUGAAGAGCUGUUUGGUAGGGUUAUUAACAUUCUGCGUGAAAACAAUCCGGAGCUCACUGGGGAUAGGCGUCGCACGGUGAUUAGACCACCACAAGUGCUUCGUGAAGGGACAAAGAAGACAGUCUUUGUCAACUUUAUGGACCUUUGCAAGAUGAUGCAUAGACAAGCAGAUCAUGUGAUGAAUUACGUGCUGGCUGAGUUGGGUACAAGUGGUUCACUUGAUGGGCAGCAAAGGCUGGUGGUUAAGGGCAGGUUUGCGCCGAAGAACUUUGAAGCCAUUUUGCGGACAUAUGUCGUCAACUACGUCAUCUGCACUGGUUGCAAGAGUCCAGACACAAUUCUUUCCAAGGAGAAUCGUCUCUCCUUUAUGAGAUGCGAAAAGUGUGGAGCUGGACGAUCUGUUGCAGAUGUUCAAAAAGGGUAUGUUGCGCAAAUUGGUAAGAGGAAGAAGACUUAA